AUGAAGCUUUGGAUUUUUGUUCUAUGUUCAGUUGUGGUUGCAUCUGAUCCUUUCCAGUCACAGCCUUCUUUCUCUUCAGGCAGAGGAUCUUGUCAGAGUCUGUGUUCCUGUGAAGAAAAGGAUGAUACCAUGACUAUCAACUGUGAAAAAAGAGACAUCAAGAUGAUAUCAGAAAUAAAUGUCCCACCAUCACGGCCUUUCCAUCUUAAUCUGUUAAACAAUGGUCUGAGUAUGUUACAUGUGAAUGAUUUUGCUGGCCUUGUUAAUGCUAUUUCUCUGCAUCUUGGUUUUAACAAUAUAGCAGAUAUUGAGCCUGGAGCUUUCAAUGGUCUCAGCCUUCUUAAGCAACUUCAUAUCAAUCACAAUUCUUUGGAAACACUUAAAGAAGAUACGUUUAAUGGAUUGGAAAAUUUGGAGUUUCUUCAAGCAGACAACAAUUUCAUCACGGUGAUUGAAGCAAGUGCCUUUAGCAAGCUCAACAGGCUUAAAGUGCUUAUUUUGAAUGAUAAUGCCAUUGAGUAUCUUCCUCCAAACAUAUUUCGUUUUGUGCCAUUGACCCAUUUAGAUCUGCGUGGAAACCAGUUACAGACAUUGCCCUAUGUUGGCUUUCUGGAACACAUUGGAAGAAUACUAGACCUUCAGUUGGAAGACAAUAAAUGGGCUUGUAACUGUGAUUUGUUGCAGCUGAAGAUAUGGCUAGAAAACAUGCCUCCUCAGUCCAUAAUAGGUGAUGUUGUAUGCAAUAGUCCUUCAGUUAUCAAAGGCAGCAUAUUAAGCCGGCUGAAAAAAGAAUCACUUUGUCCCACUCAUCCUGUUAAUGAACUUGAAGAUCCUUCAGGGUCACUGCCCUUGGUUGUAACCACCUCCAUCAGUGAUAAUCAUCUAUCGACUAAGGUGAUUCCUCUCCUGAAAGCUCCUACUAAAGAGCCAAGUUUAGUGCUUCAUACUUCCAAGCCUACUACGUUUCCAGGAAUCUCUUGUCCUGUCCCUUGUCACUGCACCAGCCAUAUGCUCUCAGGAGUUCUUAUGCACUGCCAAGAGCGAAAUAUUGAAAGCUUGUCUGAUUUAGGACCCCCUCCUCCAAAUCCUAAGAAGCUUAUCCUAGCUGGAAACAUUAUUCAGACGCUAUUGAAAUCAGAUCUUGUGGACUAUGCCAGCCUGGAAAUGCUUCACCUGGGGAACAAUCGUAUUGAGAUCCUUGAGGAAGGUUCCUUUAUGAAUCUGACUAGACUACAGAAACUAUAUCUCAAUGGCAAUCAUCUUACAAAGCUAAGUCACAAUCUCUUCCUUGGCCUUCAGCACCUUGAGUACUUGUACCUUGAAUACAAUGCCAUCAAAGAAGUUUUGCCAGGGACAUUUAAUGUAAUGCCAAAACUGAAAGUUCUCUACCUAAACAACAACCUUCUGCAGGCUUUGCCACCCCAUAUCUUUUCAGGUGUUCCUCUCACCAGAUUAAAUCUGAAAACAAACCAAUUUGCUCAUUUGCCUGUGAGCAAUGUCUUGGAUGAACUGGAUAUGCUGGUACAGAUUGAACUUGAAGACAACCCUUGGGACUGUACUUGUGAUUCAGUUGGACUGCAAAAAUGGAUACAAAAAUUGAGUAAGAAUACCAUGAUGGGUGAUAUUUUUUGUAAAUCUCCCAGGCACUUAGCAAAAAAAGAAUUGAAAUCCCUAAACAGUGAAGUCUUGUGUCCAGGUUUAAUAAACAGUCCUGCCCUACCAACUCAUGCCAGUUUUGUAGUUGUGACAACUUCUUCUCCUACUGCCAACACUGCAGACACCAUCCUGCGGUCCCUUACAGAUGCUGUCCCACUUUCUGUUCUAAUAUUAGGACUGCUCAUUGUGUUUAUAACUAUUGUAUUUUGUGCAGCUGGAAUAGUUGUUCUUGUUCUGCACCGGCGCCGGAGAUGCAAAAAGAAACAAGUGGAUGAACAAGUGAGGGACAGCAGCCCUGUUCACCUUCAGUACAGCAUGUAUGGGCAUAAGACAACACACCACACCACGGAGCGCCCAACUGCAACUCUUUAUGAGCAACGAAUAGUUACCCCCAUGGUUCAGGUGUACCACAGCCCGUCCUUCAGCCCCAAGCACACUGAGCAGCAACAGGAGGAGGGAAGUGAGAAGGAAGCUAAUGAUUCCAAAUAUCUUCGCCGAAGUCUCCUGGAAAGAGAGAACAGUUCACCACUUACAGGUCCAAAUAUCAAAUACAAGGCUACAGAUCAAUCCACUGAAUUUCUGUCUUUUCAGGAUGCUAGCUGCUUGUAUAGAAACAUUCUUGAAAAAGAGAGAGAGCUGCAGCAACUAGGAAUCACAGAAUACCUAAGAAAAAAUAUUGUCCAGCUCCAGCCUGACAUGGAAGUUCGUUAUCCUGGAACACAUGAAGAGCUGAAGCUAAUGGAGACACUCAUGUACUCCAGGCCACGAAAGGUUUUUCUAGAACAAACUAAAAAUGAGUAUUUUGAGCUCAAGGCUAAUUUACAUGCUGAGCCUGACUAUCUGGAAGUCCUGGAGCAGCAAACGUGAAGUGAUAAUACAUUGGGCUGGGGACGAACUUCUGUGAUUUUACUUUAAGGUGGAAUAAUGGUAAAUAAAAGUGCCUUAUAAUAUGUCAACAGUCAGAACUUAAGCACAGCAGUAAUCCUAGCAAAGAAAAACUCAGGGAUCACUGUGGGAAGCCAUGGGGUUGUGAGCCCGCAAUAUGUCACACCCUAAGUUAAGCAAGAAUUUAGUGUGAUUGAACUGUGGGAGGAAGACUGCUUAUUGCACUAUUCCUCAUCAUUUUGAAAAGGAGUGUAUGCCACUCUCCAUUCUCUUCUCUCUUUCCCAGCCUACGGAAAAAAAAAGUUCAUUACCUUUACCCUUCUUUUUUCUCUCCAUUUAAUUAGAUUCCUUUAAAAAAAAAAAGGACCAUAAAAAAAGAAAACUCCAGCACCUGUGUUUGUAUUUAUAACCUUAGAGUGUAUAUGUUAGGUUAGUACAUGCACUGCAUACAUGACCACUGUCUACAACUACACCUAACAUACCUUUAUAAGAAAUAUGAAAGGAGUUGAAAAGUUUUCCUACUAAAUGUCAGUUAAAAAGGAAAACAGAUAAAAUAUUUUUGUGUAUUCAGCCAGAGCCUGCAAAUAUUUAAGUAUUCUACAACAGGCUUCAUGUGAAUUCUGUAUCAGUAUGUGGAAGGAAAAAUAUGUAUCUAUGUUUACCCAACAUCUUGAACAAAGAGAACUGUAAGCCUUUUGCUACUUUCCCUAUCUGAUAGCUUUACCUAAGUUUGGACAAUCUUUUCUUGAGCUGCUGCUAUAAAAUAUUGUGCAUCACUGGUGUUUCAACUCAUAAUCCUGGGCAAUUUGAAAAGCUACUGAGAAUCAGCUGUAAAUAUGUUACUGUGUUUAAUAAGUUUGAUUUUUUUUUUAAUAUAUAUAUAUAUACACAUAUGUAUAUAAAUAACUUCUGUGCUGGCUUUAAAUAUUCUUGAAGGAAGUGAUUUUGCUGUGGGUAGGAAUUUCCAAGUGCAUAUACAGGUCCUUUUCCACCCUAACCAAAAACAAUGCUCAGACAGAAUAAUUGCAACAAUACACAUAUGAGGAAGAAUAACAGUAUUUAGCUAUUUGUACAAAAAUAUAUUUUUUCUGAAAUUAGAAGAAAAUAAAGUGUUGUGGGAAAAAUAGGUUACAAACACAUAGAGCACUGCAGGUUUAUUUUUGCAACGAAUUCUCGCUAGAUUUAUAUUUACUAUUUAUUCUGUAUAAUUUUGUAUUUUUUUCUUUCCAACUCACAAGAAAAGAAAAAGCUUAUUCCUGGCUGAUUUUCAAGCUAAUCAAGGAACUGCUCUCUAUUAAUGAAAAAGAAAUAAAGAGUUUUUUAAUGUCUUUUUCUUAAAGGUCACUUUUUAAAGAAGGCAGCAACUUCUGCAUGCACAAGUUUAAAACUACUUGGGAAUUAAACACAGUGAUUCUCACUCUUGUCAUGUGGACAGAAGCAUCUCAUCCUGAGUGCAGUAAGGUCAUUCAAUUUCUGUGCAUGACUGAUGUGGUGCCAAAACACAAUUUCUGACCUGCAUUUAUCUUCCUCCAAGCAAAUAUUUUGCAAACUGACUAUGCAUGGGUUUUAGUUUUUUUUUCUAAUUCCUAUUUGUAAAGUGAAAAAUCAGCUUAAUUACUAUACGUGUAGCUAUGUAUGCUAAAUUUAGCAUUGAAAUCUUGAUAAACUCAAAGUAAAAAGAUAUAUUCUUUAGUUCAAAAUACUGUCCAUGUCUUACCUAUUUGUAUAUACAAAUGAGAGUUCUUCACAUUCUUCUACAUAAGUUUCUGACAGAAAAAUUUCCUAUAAUACAUAUGAAAGUCAGAUUCUCAGUUCUUUCAAACUUGCAUAGAUAUAACAAUUUUUAUGGUGCUAUACUAAUUUCUGUAGUUUGAGGAUCUGACUAUCUUUUGUCUCUGUUAACAAAUCAACUUCCUUAUUAAUGUUUUUGAGGUGUUAUCAGAUUUUUAUGGAAGUAAAACUUGGCUUUCAAAAAUCAAAAUUUCAGUUAUUAGAGAACAAGUAUUAUUUGUUCUUUCUAUAUCUGAGAAUAAUUUAAUCAGAAAACCUGUUUAUUUUGGAAGAUUAUGAAGAGUAAAUGUGGUGGCAACAUAUUUGUUUCAUUGCUAUGUUUAUUCCAGACUAUGAAAGACAAUAUUGAGUAUUGCUUGUGCAGGUAGGGGUGAGAAAAAAGGGGAAAUGUAUGUGCAAUAGCUUUGCAUUAAAUUAGAUAUGUGAUGUUAUUUUAGAUGUAGUUGCAUAUUCAAGCACAUGUAAAUGUGCUUCAUGAACAUGCCAUAGAACCUAUGGAAACCCAUGCCUGGAUCUGGAGGAGCAACUGGGGGGCAGGUGGGAUGUCUUAGAGCAGCAAAAUGACGCUAGAUGUCUCCAUUUCAAAAAUUUAGUUUCACACAGGGAAAAAAAAUCAGAUAAAUGCAGUUAAAAAUUGAAUUUAUUUAAUGGAAAUAGAAAGAUUUAAAUGCUGAAUCAGACCCAUUAAAUUGCUCUUUUUCAAGUUCUCAGAGAUCUCAAAUUAGUGUAGAGAAAAAAAAUCAGAAUACAAAUGUAAAUGGUAC
Messenger RNA from Vidua macroura (Pin-tailed whydah), 5096 nucleotides. RefSeq names its product SLIT and NTRK like family member 6 (gene SLITRK6). The transcript has a single exon. Gene Ontology annotation, cellular component: membrane. Gene Ontology annotation, molecular function: protein binding. The record is from RefSeq and is a predicted model, not a curated record. NCBI's taxonomy places the organism in Eukaryota, Metazoa, Chordata, Aves, Passeriformes, Viduidae. Gene Ontology annotation, biological process: regulation of presynapse assembly; axonogenesis; positive regulation of synapse assembly. The coding region runs from base 1 to 2523 and encodes 840 amino acids.